Messenger RNA from Zeugodacus cucurbitae (melon fly), 8618 nucleotides. It is a transcript of the gene lbk, whose product is annotated as leucine-rich repeats and immunoglobulin-like domains protein 3. The coding region runs from base 1469 to 5980 and encodes 1503 amino acids. Lineage: Eukaryota; Metazoa; Arthropoda; Insecta; Diptera; Tephritidae. Gene Ontology annotation, molecular function: protein binding. The transcript has 9 exons. The record is from RefSeq and is a predicted model, not a curated record.
CGUUCUUUGAUUUUAGAUUUACGUGAAAAGUUUGCUGCCCUCUAUUUUGUUGAUUAUAGAAUAUUUCAAUGAGAAAUAAACUAAUAAAAGUGUCUAAAUAUACAAAAUAAAUGAAAAUUAUUUGAUUCUUUUGUAAGUGUUUAAGAAUAGAAAGUAUAAAGAAGUGAAAUCUUCAAUAAAAUUAGCCAAGAUUUGUCUACGUCUGUGUAUUGAGAAAAGUAAAGCAAAAAGUGUACAGGCAAAAGCAAUUUAUAAAAAAACAAAAUCAGUGCAAAAGCAAAAGCAAGUAAAAAAAGAACGCAAUCCCAACGUAGUAAGAAAAACGGAAUCUCGCAGUGUUGCUUACGUCGGCAUCGGCGUCAACGUCACGUAUUGUUUUUCGUUUUAUGUUGUAUUGUUGUUUUUGUUUUCGCACCAAGCGGAUGCGGUGGGCAGCUAGCAAAUACAAUACCUCGGCAGCAAUACCGAACAAGCAGAUUUAAACGAGAAAGUGCCCAAAAGAGGAGAACAAAAAUACACACACAUAAGUGCACAUACACACACACACUUGUGUAAGAAAAGAAGAAAAUACGAAAUCAAAUCAAAUUAAAUGGUUGAAUGUGAGGUGCUAUUUUUGUUGUACUCGUCUGUGGUGCAUUCACACUUUGGGUGUGCAACUGCUGUGUAGAAUAAAAGUAGCGGCAGUGGCAUCAAUAGCAACAACGACACAACAACACAUACUAUUAAGUGGUGUGUAGUGAGAGAAUAGCAGUUUGCUAUUCUUUAUUCUUUUUUGCUUUGAGUGUACAAACUCGGUGGGAGUAUGUGUGUGUGUGCAGCAGCAGCGAGCUGAAAAUCAGGCAAAUGAAAAUGAUUACGAAGCGGGCGGGCAAACACUGUCGACGACACUGAGGCUGCGGCAGUCAGUGUGGCGUUGUUGUUUAAUACAUUAAUAUCGUUAUAACGAAUUGGGCGCAAAUGUAAUUUCUUGCGCAUAGAAAUCACCACAAACUAUGCUUAAGUGUUGUGUGAGAAACGGAUAAAAUUUAUGGAAAUAUUAAAUGAAAAGUGCUUUAAAUUAAUGUGAAAUUUGUGCUAAAAUUGUUAUAAAAGAAAUAUACAAAAGCGAAGAAAUUGUGAAUAUAAUACAUUAUACUGAAAAUAAUAAACAAUCAGUGAGCAGCUUUAACUUGAUAACUGAAUCGUUUUGCCGUUUAAAGUGUGCAAUAAGUAUUUUAUUUCCUUAGAGGCAAAGCAAUUAUAGGAGCCAACAAUUAAGUGGUGCCGCUAUUGGAUAGAUGCUUACUGAACAGCUAAAAGCUAAAGAAAUGUCAUCCACAUCCCGUUUGUAAAUGAUUGAAGAAAUAUGUCAUAAUUCACUCACUUCAACCACUGUGAGAGAUUUUAAGCCUUGCGAUAUGGGCUACUAAAAUCUUUCCUUGAAUUAAGCAAAACAAAUUGGCGAAGUCAUUUCUAUAUAAACAGAAAAAUGCGAACCAACGCAUUUGAUUGUGAUUGCACAGAAAUGCAACUGCACCAAAAGCAACAAAAACAACAACAGUAUCAGAAUGUACAAAUUCAACGCCGAUCGGAGCAGACGCAUUUGUCGGUGCAUUGGUGCACAACGGAUGCGAAUACCGUGACUACCAACAACUACAAUAAACAUAACAAUAACAACAGCAAUGGCGAUAGCAGCACUGCGUGCAGCUGUAUUGAUUGGCAAGCAAAAUUCGCAAAACAGCGGCGAAGGAGCAAAAUGCCAAUUGCAGCGCAAAUAAAACAAGAAAAUAACAGUACUAAUUAUUGUAAUUUGCAUAAAAUCAAUCGACUACUACUAAUUGUCGCUGCCGUCGGUUUGUUGAUAACGCUAGCGGCAGCGACUGUGACAACAACUACAAGUACAACGCUCACUACUAGCAAGGCAAUAAUGAUAGGCGCUUUAACAACAGCGACAACAACAACGACAAGCAUAUUAGGCAGCAGCAACAGCAUGACAAUAACAAUGUUUGUGUUGCUAUCACCCGUGUCGCUAAUUGGUCACAUGCAAAGCAUAGUCGCAGCAGCAGCCGCCGUGCCCGCUUCAUUGCCGCUAUCCGCGCAGCAGCAACAACUACAAUUACAACAGCAGCAAUUAUUUGCGAUGCUAACAAAAAAUCGUCCAGGCAAAGCUGGCAAUGAGGUAAUGACUAGUGGUGGCGACGGUGGCGGUGGCGGUGGCGAUGAUGCCACAAUUGCAACCGCUUUAACUGCAGGAUUAGUGCCCAACCAUUUUCUAGCCGACGUUGAGGUGGAUCAAGCCGACACGUCAUUGGAAACAGCUGGCUUCGUGGCCGAUGAUGGUCAACGCUAUGAGAAGGCAGUGAAAGCACAGGCGACUGCGGUCAAUAGCAGAUCCGUUGGUGGUUUGGGCAAUGAUAGUAACGGUGGUGGGCGUUUAUUUGGCGUAGCCGCAACAUCCGCAUGUCCAAAAGAAUGCAAAUGCCUGGAUGCAUAUUUCGAUUGUGAUGAUAAGCAGCUGGAUCGUGUGCCUGCUUUGCCGGGCUACGUGCAAAGACUCGAUUUAGUGGGCAAUAAACUAAACAAUACGAGUGUGUUGCAAAUAAAUAAUCUAACGGAAUUAAUACAACUCACAUUGAAACGCAACCAACUGGAAAGUGUUCCCGUAUUCGUUGGACUCACCGCUUUGAAGCAGCUCAAUUUAGCUAAUAAUCGCAUACAGCGCAUCAGCAGCGCGGCAUUGGAAGCCUUACCGAAGUUGAAGACAUUAGAUUUGUCCAGAAACUUUUUGCAUGCCGUGGAGUCCAGUUAUUUUCCAAACAACAAUCGUUUGGCGCAUCUCAUACUUAACUCAAACGAGAUUAGCAGUAUUGAUGAGAACGCUUUUCAACAACUUGGUGACUUAUUAGACUUGGAAUUGAAUAACAAUCACUUAGUGAGCUUGCCCGGUGGGGUUUUCCGUACAUUGCAAAAAUUGCGAAAGCUCUCUUUGAACAACAACCAUUUAGAAAUCAAUUGGUCCACAUUUCGUGGACUCUCAGCGCUGCAAAAGCUGUUCCUCAAAUCUAAUAAUAUACGCACACUGCAAGAUGGCGUUUUCUAUGUGAUGCAUGCGAUAGAAACUAUCGAAUUGGAUCACAAUGGCAUCACCUCGCUUAGCCGUCAUGGCCUCUACAAUCUCACCAAAUUACAUCAUCUGAGUUUAUCGAAUAACUCCAUUUCGCGCAUUGAGUCGGACACCUGGGAGUUUACGCAAUCGCUCAUUUCGCUUGAUUUGUCGCACAAUAACAUCAGUGAAUUCAAACCGCAGCAUUUGGAUUGUCUCAAGCGCUUGCGUCACUUGAAUUUGGGUCAUAACAAAAUACAAUAUCUGGCCGAUAAUACUUUUGAUUGUGUGAAAAAUUUAGAGGAUCUGAAUUUACGGCGCAACAAACUCGCUUGGAUCAUCGAGGAUCCGGGCGCAACACCGGCCUUCAAGGUGCUGCGCAAGCUAAAGAAAUUGGAUCUGUAUGGCAACAACUUGAAGCAGAUCAUGAGUAAAUCGCUAAGCGGUCUAGGUAGUUUAGAGUCACUCAACUUGGGCGGCAAUGCCUUGGCCACCAUACAGUCUGGCGCAUUCGAUCAUAUGCCACACUUGCAAAAGCUGAGCUUUAAGUCGUUGAACUUCAUAUGUGACUGUGAGUUGACGUGGUUCCAACGUUGGUUGCGCCGCUACAAGCAAACGAGUAACGGCGCACAAGUGCAAUUGGAAAAUGCAGUUUGCGGCUAUCCGGAGGAAUUGUUCGAUCAUCAGCUGUUAGCUGUGAACAACAACGACUUGGCGUGCGUGAACUCGCCAAAGCCCACCAUCAUACAGGAACCAACUAGCCAACUCACUGUGCGCGGCGCGAACAUAACCAUGGAAUGCAUUGCCAUUUCACCAACGGCGGCAUCCUUAGCGGCCGCAGAUGAGCUGAAAAUUAAAUGGCGGCACGACAACCAAAAUAUACGUGAACGCGAACGUGGACACGCAUUCGCAGUUCAACACAAUGGUGCGGGCGGAAAUAGCGGCAGUUACAGCACAACGGAAACGCGCAUACGCCAAGAGGAAGGCACCAAUGAGACCACAGUUAUCGGUUAUUUGCGGCUGUACAAUGUCAGUUAUGCGAAUGCAGGGCGCUAUCAAUGUGUUGUCUCCAAUGCUUUUGGCACUACUUACUCGCAAAGAUUCAAAAUUUCCAUUGGAAUUCAUCCAACCUUUCUGCAAGUUCCCUCAAAUCUCACCAUAGAUUCGGGUGAAACAGCACGUUUGGUUUGCUCAGCGACCGGUGACCCAGUGCCGGAAAUUGCCUUACAAAAGUUCGGUGGCAGUGACUUUCCUGCCGCAACGGAGCGUCGUUUGCAAGUCAUACGCGAAGAGAAUGCAUUCGUAAUCACCAAUGCGAAACCGAUUGACACCGGCAUUUAUACAUGCACAGCUGAAAGCGCAGCGGGUGAAAUUAAGGUCAAUGCCACCUUAAUUGUUAAUGACAAACCGCAACCUGUUAUACCGAUUGUGCGAAAAGAGACUGUGGUGGGUGAGUCCAGUGUCCUGCAAUGCCUGAGCGAACUGGCAGCCGAUUUAAGUCAGCCACAUCGUGAAUGGUUCAAGGACAACAAACCUUUCCAUCUGGGCACACUGAGCGCCGAUACGGAGCGUUACUUUUUCACCUCCGAGCAUGAACUAUUGGUCAUUGUCAAUACGGAGUCGACAGACGCCGGACAUUAUCGCUGCGAGAUUAGUGACAACUCGAAGACGUACACCGUGCAAACAGAGCUGAUUGUGGUGAAGGAAGAACUAAGUCAAAAUAUGAUAUUUUUCGGUGUGGUCCUGGUUGCCGCGCUCUGCGUGCUAAUUAUUGCUUUGGUAAUAUUUGCAUUGUGUCUGCACCAGCGUCGUAAAGCAUUCAAACGGCGGCAGCGAGCGGCUUGCCAAAACGCUAAUAGCACAAGUGGCGCGCCAAGCGGUUUGCUUUCGGAUAGUGCGGGUCUGAUAGUUGGUGGCACGCGUAUCGCCUCGACCAGCACUCAGCUGCUGAGCGGCAGUCGUGGUAGCGCCUUAGAUCAAACGCAACUCACCACACUGAAUCGCACAUUAUUGCAUAAGACGCAAAUGGACGCACAGCGACAGCGGCCAAACAGUCUGGGUGAUUUUGAGGCAGAUGGUAAUGAGCGACAACAACAACACCAAAAUUUGAUUAUCACACACACACCCAAUUAUCAACAGCUAUUGCAGCAACAAGCUGCGGAUGAUAUUGACAACGAUGCCGAGCACUUUACCUUGUCGUACUUGAAACGCAUCUCGUUGGCCGACAACGCUGGCGUUGCCGCUGACCACAAUCAAGAUCAUCUGUCUAGUAAGGAUUCCGGCACUGGCUCUGACACGGCGGUUAAACGUAGCAUCGAUGAUUUCACAAUGACCGGUUUAGCGCCAACGGCAACAGGAAGCUUACAACGCACGACUGAUUGCGCCACAACACCGCUCAAUGGCGACAAGCCACAACUCGUGCGGCGAGUCAAUGUUUACCAAGACGACGGUUUAGGCGAUUCCUAUCCAACGGACGAUGGCGGCGAUUUGGACGACGCGGACUUGCUUUACGCGGCGACACAUGCACUGGGCGUUUCAGAGUGUGAUGUUGAGUUGCUGGAUUUCGAAAGACACCGAGCAGCUACGAUGCGCAUCGACGACCAGGCCGUACGCGGCGAAAUCGAAACCGAUCCAGACGCGGACACUGACACGACCAGUGAGCUUACACAGUUUCUACACCGUACCAAUAAUGCAAACAAUGACAAUGCAUGCGAGCAGCAGCGCUGCGCACGUUUACCAACGAAGUUGCACUUUCCUGCCAUCUACAAUGGCAAUAAUUUUGAUGGCGGAGGCGAAGUGCCAAAUAGUCGAAAUGCGUACAGUGGCAAUUGCAAAAAGAAUUUGACUACAGCAAAUGCCACAAGCACGGCGGCGCAUGCGCAAACCGUUGAUAUUUAACUUACGCAACUGAAACGAAAAAGCGAAAAGUUGUUGCAUAUACACGCCAGCGUAUAUGUUCAACCAGUGAUGAGUACACCAAAAAAUAAGACUGUAGUCCAUAAAAUUUAUAGUACACACACACACAUACAACCAUAACAAAUAUAUACAUACAUGUAGUCAUAGUGUUUGUUGGGAAAGUUGCAAAUGGUUGGAUGUAGUGCAUUGUCUAGCAAAGUAUCAUAUUGAUACCAGAAAUAUAUAUACUGUGCACUCCCAAGUGAAGUGGUCGAGUGUGCUCACAAAGUGUCAUAAGCGUAAACGUUCGCCGCAUUGUGUUGCGUUAUGCGAGUAGUACAAAUUUCUAUCGAAACUAAAUAAGUAAGCACGUCGAUAUGCCGCUGUGUUGCCAGGAAGUAGUGCACAACAGUGUAAAAGUCGCCAACUAGGCAAGUGGUAUAUUUGAAAAUGCCGACAGUUGUGACGUUUUUGUUUUUGUCUAAGUGUUUUGUUUGUUCUUUUUUUAUUUUUACGCUAAAUUAAUAGCAAUUUUUAUAUACAUAAAUAAGUUACAGCUAAACAUUUCAUUGUGAUAUUAUUUAUUACGCUAAUUUAAAUUAUUCUUUGCAUAAUUACAUAUUAAAUAACUUAUAUACUAUAUACUAUGAAAAAAAAUGGCUAUAGACAUUGUAUGCAAAUCACUAUUACAACAAUAAAAUAACGCUAAUACUUACUAUUAGUAGCUAGCAUAGUUAAUUUUAAGCAUAAACGUAUAGAAACUAGUUUGUUAAGUUGAAAGUUAUGCCAAACCACCUAAUUAAUUGCACGCAUUGUAUGCAUUGCUUUAAGAAAGUAAACAUAAUUUUAGGCGGAGUAGCACAUAUGUCUAAGCGAACCACCUAACUACAGUUUAACUAUUUAUAUGCAAGCAAGCUUUGAAUUACACUACAAUACUAGUAUUUUUGCGCCAGCGAAAAAUUUAAAAUUAAAUAGUGUGCGAAGAGUUGAUUUACAACUUAUUAAAGGGUUAGAGGUAGUCAGAGACACAAAAAAAUGCGAAUUUUCAGUAAUUUUUUUUUGUUUGUAAUAUGGCAUUAUUACUUUGUGAAUUGAAGUCACGAAAAUUUGAAAAAAAAAAUUGCAUUAAGUCUACAUCUUUGCUUCCGCCGUUUUUUUUUUGUUGUAAAUUUAAGGCCUUUUUCACUUAGGACAGCCUCACCGUACGUAUCCGAAAGCAUUCGAUGAACCUCAGCCGCACUUUUCGUGGAAUUAAAAAAGAAAAGCAAAAUUUUCCGCAAAUGUCGAAAAUUCGGCUCAAAAAGUGACAUUUUCAGUUGCGAAUAAGUUUGGGAUGCAAACAGAUCUCUACAAAUAUUUUGUUGGGUUUAUGUUGACACAAAUGUUCAAGAUCGAUAUAAAAAAAAUCGAUUUAAUCGACCUGUGCUUGACCCUAGAGACAUUCUCGCAAAUGUCGAAAAUUCGGCUCAAAAAGUGACAUUUUCAGUUGAGAAUAAGUUUGGGAUGCAAACAGAUCUCUACAAAUAUUUUGUUGGGUUUAUGUUGACACAAAUGUUCAAGAUCGAUAUAAAAAAAAUCGAUUUAAUCGACCUGUGCUUGACCCUACAGACAUCUAUUGGAAAACGGCGGAGGCAAAGUUGUAGACCUAAUAAUAUUCAAAGUUCCAAAAAAUCUAAAAUCGAUCGUAUAAAAAAAAAAUAGUUUUAUAUACAAAUAAUCCUGAGACUGAUCGAAGCUUAAUCGAUAUAAAAUCAAUCGAAUAACAAAAAUUUGUUUUAUAAAUAAAUAAUCCUGAGACUGGUCGAAGCAUUUUUGUUUUUUUCUAAAUUUUCGAGAAAAAAUCAAUUGGUCUUAAAAAAUCGAAAUUUUUGAAAAAAGAAAAAGCUUUGAUCAGGCCCAGAAUCCGCUGUAUAAAUUUCAUUAAAAUCUACUGAGCGGUUUUCGAUUUACAGUUGUCAGCAGUACAAAAAAACAUAGUUUUGAGAAAAACGCAUUUAAAGUUUCACACUAGCGUUUUGGUGUGCCCGAGCGCUCUUUGUUAUUUGUCGAAUAACUCGAAAAGUAAUUAUCGGAUCAACUGCAAAUUUUCAGAGAAUAUUUUGAAGAUAUUACCUUAAACGGAAAUGCAAAAAAAUUUGAAAAUUGAUUUUUUGAAAAUCGUGACUACCCCUAGCCUCUUAAAUGCACAUGUAUACAAUGGGAUUUUGUUGACAAAUAAACUAAGAUUUUUUAAUACAUAUAUUCAUACUAAACAGUAUUUGUUAUUGCUGUAGCGCUAUUUAUAACUACUAAAAGCGCAAUUUAAUAAUUAAAUAUUGAAUUUUUUUUAUUUUUAUUUUUUUGUUUUGGUUGAAAACUACUAGAUUUUAUAUGACUUAAAAUGCGUUCGUGAAAAAAUAUUCGAAAAUGAAUUAAUCCAAAAUUAAUUUGUCAAAAGCAAAAAGAAAAAACAAAUCGGCCCACCUUGUAUUAAGUUAAAUGUUAUGCCAAACCAUCUUCUAUUCAAGAAAGUUAAAUCACUCACCCCGCACACUAUUAGUAAACGAAAAACAAAAUGUAUUAUUUUGCAAACCCUCCGAUAUUUAUACACAGCGAAUUACAUAAAUACUUUAUAAACAAUAAUGACUAAUGCUUAGUUAUA